CGCCUCGGCCCCGCUGGGCCAUGCUGCUGCAGCACACGGGGCUCCGGGGGUGCUCAGCAACCCAAGGAGACCCUGUGUGUGUCCCAGCGCCCGUCCCUCAGAGCAGGGUGGCGACCGGGACGGCUGCAACACACGUCCCUCUCCUGCCAAGGGAGGGCUGAGCUCAAAUGUCAGCCCCAAGAAGGCCAGGCUUCGCUGCGGGCAUCUGAUAGCGAAGCUAUUCUGGUCAGCGCCUCCCAGGGAAGGGGGCCAACCCCCAUGGGAGCAAUGGCCAACCACAGGUGAGGGUGAGUGACUGGCAGGCACCAUGGCUACUGCUAGGGCAGGGAACAGGAUGCAGAGCAGUCGUGGUGUUGGGCACACACUGACACCUAGUUUGGGGGGACGGGACGGCUCUGUCGCUGGACCCCCAUCCCCACAGGGGCCCGGCAAAGGCUGCCCACAUCCAAGAUGGCGCCGAGAUUGGCACACGCUCUCCUGCGCUAAGAUCUCGCGAAGGCUGCCUAUCUCGCGAGAUAAGCUGGGUUGCCGUGGUUACGGGAAGCCAGGCGCGGCGCUGCCCGCCCCUGCGGCAGGUGAGGACCCGGGUUCGCGUCCCGCCGCCUCCGAGCCCGGCUCCCGGGGCUCACGUUGGUUCUUUGGCUGCAGCUCCGCACCCCCAGGCCUCCCCCCGGCUCCUCGGGCUCUGCGGUGGUGUUCCUCCUCCUCCUCCUGCCGCUCCUCGUGUGACACUCAGCCCUCUCGAAGCCACGUGUUUGCAGUGUUUGACAGCUGCAGAGCCAUGGAGGGCCCAUCUGCCACCAAGGAGUUCUGCCCUCCCGACACAUCUGAGUCACAGCUGUCACUGAGAAACGUGGUACAGAUCACCGUGGUGAAGGCCCAGGACCUGAAAAGUAUCAAAAGUGACACGUCGAUUACGUUGGUUCGUGUGGAGUACAACGGAGUCAUCCUGGGAGACUCCUCCAAGGCUGAUGUCUCACCAAAUGGGAUGGCAAACUAUAACUUCACCACCAGCUUUGAAUACAGCACUGAUGGGCCCAACUCUUGGGUUGACAUUGCACAAAAACCUGCACUUUUGACAGUGAUAGAAGUGUUGCAAAAGGAGAAGAAACAGAAGGAGGAGAAGACCAUGCCACUUGGCCAAGCUGUGUUGGACCUUUUACCUCUGCUGCAAGGACAGUGUUCAUUUACGGUCUUGGCUCCUUUGUAUGCAGCGUCUACCUCUCCAUCAGAAAGCCUUCACCCGGAGGCCAAGAAAGAAGUCCCCUUGCUCUUCAUGAACGGCAUCCUGAAGCUUGAUGGUGAAAAAGAACCAUUACCCCGACCCAAAAAAUGGUCUCUUGCUAAUAUCAUGGCCCCUGGUGCUCUGAACAUACCCAACUCCUUCAUUCUUGGUGGUCCCUAUGAGGACGAGGAUGGAGAGCUCAACAAAACAAAGGACAGGGAGUUUAGGAUCCAGGCAGAAAGCAUGAAGAGAAUCGUAUGGGACAAGGAAAGACGUUGUUACCUGGAUCCUGCUGCAGUACUCAUCCUGAAGAAUCGCAUUGCGGAGUGCCAGUACUGGCCUGUGGAGGUCUGCAGGAUGCCGGUGACCUCAUCCAGCAAAGGGAAAACCAGCAAAGCUGACAAGGGAGAUGAGGACAGGCAGAUUUUCUUCCACGGUGUGGCAUAUGUCAACAUGAUGCCUUUGCUGUGCCCUGGCGUGAAGCGGAUCCGAGGCGCUUUUCGUGUCUUUCCCUACCAGGACAGCGAGGUGCUCGAGAAGACCAAAAGACAGCAGAGUGUUCUGCGGGAUCUCCGUCCACAGAUGGGUCUGAUUAAAGAAGGAUCAGGGACCCCAGGAACCAAUUCAUCUCUUUCCAGAGCUGUUCCCAGUAAAGCCCAGAGGGAAGAUAAGGAGAAGAUGACCAGAGAACAGGAAUUCAACAGGAGGACAUCCAACACAACAAAAAUCCAGUUGUCAGGUGUUGCUGAGGAAGCUGCAAGUGUCACAUCUGUCAGCCUUGAUGGAAAGCAAUAUGUUGAAGCAGGAACAUUCCUGGUGAUGGAGAUAAAGCUGGACAAGGCUUUGGUACCCAAACGACUGCAAGAGGAGCUCACCAGAAGGGUCAAGGAGAUGAUUCCCCCUCGCCCUCCGCUGCCUCCCCGGACUGGAGGAGCCAAGAAGGCUGUGGAAGAUUAUCACAACCACGUCGCGAGCAUUGCUGUUGCCAUCCUAAGUGAAUACCACGAGCUGUUUGGAAAGCAGCUGCCAGACCAAGGAGCAACAGACCAUCAAACCCUGGAGGAACAGAGGCAUCAGCUCAACUUUGAGCUCAACAGCUCUGGGAAAUAUUUUGCUUUUAAGGAACAGCUAAAGUAUGCUGUAGUGAAGAUUGUGAGGGAAAAAUACCUGAAGACCACAGCAUUUGAGACCCAGGAGCAGUUCCAAGCAUUUCUCAGUGAGCUGUAUGUGUACCUUGUGGAUCAGAUGCACAUUGCCCUGAACCAGCUGCUGUAUGAAGAAGCUGCUUCCCCUGCCCCUCGAAUCCGCAUGACUGACGAGCAGCUCUGGCUCUUUGCUCGCGAAGCUGAAGUCAACAAGGACUACAAGCUGGCAUCGCUCUACCACCAGCAGAGGAUAGCUCAGGACCAGCACAACAUCCAGUACUGGCUGGACUACGGGGCGUUCUGCCUCCUGCUCGAGGACACCUUCAAAGCCCAAGAGUGCUUCCGGGAGGCUCUUUCUCUGGACCCACAUCACGUGAGAAGCUUGCUGCUCUGUGGGAUUGUGGCAGUUAUGCUGCAGCACUAUGAAGAGGCAGAGAUUUUCUUUGAGGAUGCUUGUUGCUUGGAGCCAUCCAAUGUCAUAGCCUGGACUCUUUCAGGUUUGUUCUGUGAGCUGCAGAAUAAUAAUAUUCAGGCAGAAAUGGCCUUCCGUGAAGCCAAGAAGAAACUCCAAGUGCAGCAGGCCAGGGAGAGGAGCAUCUCAGGGCAAGGGAAAAAGCAAAUCAGUGCUACGUCUGUGGGAUCUUCCAGUCUAGGCCCAGAACAGCCCUUGCCAGAGGGGGUUCCAGAUGGCUCAGCCAAAGAGCUGCCAGAGGCAGGGGAGGAGCUUACCUUGGCUUCUGUGGCACAGGAGGAAGAGGCACCAGCAUCGGAGGCAGCCACAGAAGAGCCAUCCCCUGUUUCAGGACACAGCAAACCUCCCUGCACAAUCUUCAUGAAGGCAGUGGAGUUCCUGACGGAAGUCAAUGCCAUCCAGUUUGUUCGCAUGGCACUUGCCCACGAGCUGCUGAGCCAGCAAGGAGGCCCUUCCAGUGCUUACUACCUGGCGCUGGCCCGGACGUGCUUGCUGAAGGAAGAGUUCUCCAAAUGUGAAGAAUGUCUCUGCGAAGCCAUUAGGAUUGACUUCCUGAAUCCUGAUGUCUGGGCUCAGAAGGGACACCUGUGCUACUUGAGGAGAGACUUGCAGGAGGCAAAGGAGUGCUAUGAGCGAACUGUCAGUUUUGUGGAGGAUGCUGCAGACAUGCAUUUUGUCUACUUGCGCCUGGGCUCCAUCUACCUGGAAGACAAAGAGUACGGCAAGGCGAAACAGAUCUACCUGCAAGCCUGUAAGAGCUCUGCAUCCUGCCUCACCUGGCUGGGAGUGGGAAUUGCCUGCUAUAGGGUGAGUGCCCAGCAGGCUCCCCGGCCGAGCCUGAAGAACACGGCGUGCAUCCCAGGGGUACGAACGGUGGGGGGAGCAAUCACUGCAGCGCCCUUCCCUGCUGCUCAUCGCUGCCUGCCGUCACCUCCCCGAGCCCACCCCUUCCCUUCCCCGCUGUGCUGUUUUGCAGGGAGGGCGGCAGCUGGAGGCCGAGCAGUGCUACAAAUACGCCUCGAAGCUCGGCUUGGACGACUCGGCUCUACUGCAAGAGCUUCACGCCGCCCAGCAGCGCCUCGGCUUCGGCGACCCGUCCCUCUGAGCGCGGGGCGGUCACGCGUGGUGCCGACGCAAUGCUAUUACAGCCAUUACUGCUGACUGCCGACUCCCGCUCCUCGCUGCGUCCCGCGCCGCGCCGCGCCUUUACCGCGGGCUCACGGUCACGCGUGGGCGCGCUGA
Molecule: messenger RNA, 4084 nt
Organism: Gallus gallus (chicken)
Lineage: Eukaryota; Metazoa; Chordata; Aves; Galliformes; Phasianidae
Gene: CFAP70
Product: cilia and flagella associated protein 70
Exons: 27
Coding region: 308-4003 (1231 amino acids)
Biological process (GO): cilium movement; cilium assembly
Cellular component (GO): extracellular exosome; motile cilium
Molecular function (GO): protein binding
Source: RefSeq, a predicted model, not a curated record